Molecule: messenger RNA, 1677 nt
Organism: Morchella sextelata
Lineage: Eukaryota; Fungi; Ascomycota; Pezizomycetes; Pezizales; Morchellaceae
Exons: 3
Coding region: 1-1677 (558 amino acids)
Molecular function (GO): protein binding
Source: RefSeq, a predicted model, not a curated record
AUGCCUAAACGACCAGCUUCGGAAUCACCAGAGCCAUCUUCGAAGCGCCACCGCCCAAAUGUUGUUCCUUACAUUAAACGACUUAGCGACGAGCUCUUUCUAAGGAUUGCCUCUUUCUUGUCGAUAUCUGAUCUUACAUCAUUCCAGAAAGUAUCUAAACGAUUCUCUCGUAUUGCGACAGAUGGCCAAAUCUGGAAGGCGCUCUUCUACAGGAGGUUCGUACGUCCUCGAGCUUCUCGGAUUCCAGGAGCAUCAAGAGCUCCGCCUUCGAGUCUGCACUAUUCAUCGCGUAAUUCGAGAUGGUUGGAGGAUGAAGGGCUUGCUAGGGCUAGCGCAACCAAUUGGAAGCAGCUCUACAGGCUGCGUCAUAAUUGGAAUAGAGGGAUAUGUAGUGUCAGUGAGAUCGAUAUCACUGCUAGCAGUAACGAACCACUCCCGCCGCUCCCACCGCCAGUACCGCCAUUGUUGGUCAGAUUGCACAAGGGAAUGGUCUUCACCGUGGACUCGACGCAUGGCCUUCGUGCAUGGAAGUGGAGAAACUCGAAGAAAAGUCCCAUCGCGAAUGCAGACCUAUAUCAAAGCUCUCUGGACCCUAGUUCGUACGGCGCUCCUACUGCAAUGGCCAUCGAUGAAGAUUGCGAUGCGACGAAGGCUGUCAAUAUCACAGUCGGAUUUGAAAAAGGUGGAUUUUGUGUGUAUCAGCUGGACAUGGAAAUGUCAUCCUCAACAUUCAGGCUCCGUUACAUCGAUCCCCGAAACGGCCCUUCCCCGGGGAAUAGUUCACACGGACCGAUGAUCAUCUCAAUGGCCUACUGCACACCAUACCUACUGACAAUGACAGCCUCUCAGCUUUUGACUGCCUAUCGAUUUGAAGGAUCAGACGACAUUGACAUUGAUGGGAGCAAGGGUAGUGCUGAAAACCGCGAGCGCAUGAUGCAUGCACCGAAAAUCCUUACAUCCUUGCAUUCGCAUACAGUCUGGCCCCCCUUAUCGCUUUCGCUUCGACGAUCAACACAAAGCUCAGUUAUUGCCUGCAUCGUCUACGCGUUCCCGCUGUACAUUUCAGGGUGGUCGGUGGGAAUCCAAGAACUCCGGUUUUCAGAUGAUGCGGAUGGAGUUCAUGACUCAAGAAUCGCAACGGCUGUGCCAUCCGGUUUCAACCCAGUGCCAAACCUGUCGCCGGCGAGUCCUCCCGCGCAAAGUAGCGUUGGGUCAAAGUCACAUUCGCAGGCGAAUGAUGUGCCUCUUGCUCAGCCUACUUGUCUUUCAUACACUCAUCCAUAUCUACUAGCCUCACAUGCCGACAAUACUCUCACCCUUUAUUUAGUCAAAUCUACAGCUUCAUCAGUCUCAAUAGAUUCUGGACAACGCCUUUGGGGACAUACUUCUGGAGUUUCUACAGCCCAGGUCAGCAGUCGGGGAAAAGCGGUCUCUAUGUCUACAAGAGGAUUGGAGCUCCGUGUUUGGGAGCUUGAGGGUGGUGUAUCGGAAAAGAGAAGAUUGAAUGCGAGUGUAAGAGUGGAAUCCUCCCAGGCAUAUAAAGGCAGUGACGUAGUAGAAGAGUGGCGCGGGGAUAGUCAAGGAUGGCUGGGCGGAUUUGAUGAAGAGAAGGUGGUGGUGUUGAGAGCUAAGGACGAAGGUAGACAGGCCUUGGUUGUUUACGAUUUCUCCCGCUAG